Messenger RNA from Gigantopelta aegis, 1632 nucleotides. Its product is annotated as corticotropin-releasing factor receptor 1-like. Gene Ontology annotation, molecular function: nucleic acid binding; G protein-coupled peptide receptor activity; peptide hormone binding. Gene Ontology annotation, biological process: adenylate cyclase-modulating G protein-coupled receptor signaling pathway; cell surface receptor signaling pathway. The coding region runs from base 1 to 1632 and encodes 543 amino acids. The transcript is spliced from 13 exons. The record is from RefSeq and is a predicted model, not a curated record. Gene Ontology annotation, cellular component: plasma membrane. NCBI's taxonomy places the organism in Eukaryota, Metazoa, Mollusca, Gastropoda, Neomphalida, Peltospiridae.
AUGGCUGAUGUCUUCCGACUUCGGCGUGUGGGUCGACGUCUUGUUUUUCAAGACGGCAAUGCCCGUGCUCACCGUGCACGAAUCGUCAAUGCUCACCUCCAGCCGCACAACAUCUAUCGAAUGCCAUGGCCAGCAAUGAGUCCAGACCUUUCUCCCAUUGAACACGUCUGGGACAUGAUAGGGAGACGUGUGCGCCAACGUCAACGACCGCCGACCACGUUAGCGGAACUUGAUCAGGCGCUGCAAGAGGAGUGGAACAGACCCCCUCAAAUGGCCAUUGGGAGACUUAUACGCCUGAGAGACACUGUCGGUAUGGAUGCGUACGAGGACGCGGUGAUUUUGUUUGAGAUGAAACAGUUGCGCUACAAGCGAGCCUGUGACAAUGCCGCUACUCUGAGUGCACUCUUUUCAGACACCGGCGCUGUGUACUGCAACACGACGUGGGACGGCUUCAGCUGCUGGCACCACACCCCCGCCAACACCCUCGCCGUCGUCUCCUGCCCCAGGGACCUGCUCGGCGUCGACCCGCUACAGAACGCCACACGCCAGUGUCACGCCAACGGCAGCUGGGCGGACCGCUCCGACUACCACAACUGUUUGCCGUUACAAGACAAUAACAACCUUCUUUUGGAGGCACUGACCUCGAAAUCCGACCUUGGUGUGAGGAUUAUCUACAAUGUCGGCUUCAUUCUCACGACGGUUUCGCUGCUGGUUGCUCUUGCUAUAUUUCUCUACUUCAGGAGUCUGCGGUGUUUGCGGAACCUCAUCCACAGCCACCUGAUCCUGACGUUCAUCCUGCGGAACGUGGUAUGGAUCAUCCUACACAACACCAUGCUGCACCUCUGGAACACUGACCUCGAGUGGAUAUGCAAGUUAAUGGUUGCGCUGUACAACUACCUCCACGGAACUAAUUUCUUCUGGAUGUUUGUUGAAGGGCUCUACCUUUUCACCAUUAUUGUGUGGGCGUACUCGGCCGAUAAGAUCCGACUGUGGUACUACUUGAUAAUAGGAUGGGGCAUUCCAUUUAUAUAUACUGGUGCUUGGGCCAUCGUGAAAUAUAAUCUCGAUGAUUUUAAUUGCUGGUUUCCAUCUCAAACACACUACGGUUUCAUUCUACAUGUGCCCAUCUUUUGGGUUUUAGUGAGUAAUAUGUUCUUUCUGGCCUCAAUUAUCUGGGUACUGAUAACAAAGCUGAAAGCAUCACCAAACAUCGAGACAAGACAGUACAGAAAAGCCGUGAAGGCGACCAUCAUCCUGUUUCCUCUGCUUGGAGUGACGUACGUGCUCUUCCUCAUCCCGCCGAGCAACAACCACGUGGUGCACACAGUCUUCCAGUACGCCAACGCCUUGCUGCAGUCCUUCCAGGGUCUGUUUGUGGCGGUAUUCUACUGUUUUCUCAAUGGUGAGGUGAAGGCUGUCCUGCGCAAGAAGGUGAGCAACAUCCAGGAGAGUCGUAGCAUCACGUCGAGGUACACGAAGACGUCGUUCAUAGGAUCCCCGGCACGCUCCAGCAUCCGCGACCCUCCCAGCACGAGCAUCGCUUUCACCAGCAUCAACGGCAAGUACAACGGCAGCGCCAGCAUGCGCAACAGUGGCGCGUCCCGAGUCAUUGAGGAAGAAAACAUGUUGUAA